Molecule: messenger RNA, 1801 nt
Organism: Centruroides sculpturatus (bark scorpion)
Lineage: Eukaryota; Metazoa; Arthropoda; Arachnida; Scorpiones; Buthidae
Product: ras-related protein Rap-1A-like
Exons: 7
Coding region: 1-561 (186 amino acids)
Biological process (GO): cellular response to cAMP; Rap protein signal transduction; negative regulation of synaptic vesicle exocytosis
Cellular component (GO): plasma membrane
Molecular function (GO): GTPase activity; GDP binding; GTP binding
Source: RefSeq, a predicted model, not a curated record
AUGGCACUUUCUGAUGAUAUUCCCAAUUUAUCUUGCAGAUUAACAGAUUCAAACAUUGAAUUUACUGUUCAGUUUGUCCAAGGAAUAUUUGUGGAAAAAUAUGAUCCAACAAUAGAAGAUAGUUAUCGUAAGCAAGUUGAAGUUGAUGGACAGCAAUGCAUGCUGGAAAUCUUGGAUACUGCAGGCACAGAACAAUUUACUGCAAUGCGAGAUUUAUACAUGAAAAAUGGACAGGGAUUUGUUUUGGUAUAUUCAAUUACAGCACAAUCCACUUUCAAUGAUUUACAAGAUUUGAGAGAACAGAUACUCAGAGUUAAAGAUACAGAUGAUGUGCCAAUGAUUCUAGUAGGAAACAAGUGUGAUUUGGAAGAUGAAAGAGUAGUUGGUAAAGACCAAGGUGCAAAUCUGGCUCGUUCUUUUAAUAAUUGUGCCUUUCUCGAAUCAUCUGCUAAAGCCAAAAUUAACGUGAGUGAGAUUUUCUAUGAUCUUGUAAGGCAAAUCAAUAGAAAAAAUCCAGAGAAGAAAAUAAAACCACCACCAAAAAAAUGUACAAUUCUGUAACCUAGGUUUCAGGUAAAGCAAGACAGGAAGGGCACCAGUAGGAGACUGCACACUACGAAUUGUAAUUUCUGCUACGGGCUGUAAUGGCUGUUCUGUGUAACAUGUACUAGUAAAGACAAUUCACUUCAAAUCUAUCUUGAUGGAUAAUUCACUCAUUAAUGACCAAUGGAAUCAUUGCUUCAUUUCUGUAGUUGGAUUGUUUAAUACUUUUAUCAUUGUAUUUUGAUCAUUGUGUUUAAAAUAGUUCUUCUCUAAUACUAAAGCAUUCUCAUAACUUCAGCAAAUUUGCAAAUUGUAUUGUGGAUGUUGUUGUAACUUAUGUUUUAAUGUAUGCAUCAUGCCACAUUUACUGGACCAGAUAUAUAAGGUCACGGGGAAUUAUACAUUAAAAAAAAAUCAGACGGGUGACUGUUGUCAAGUGUGUGUUUCUAUGGAAGGUGUUUGCCACUGCCAAUAUAGAUUUUCAAUUAACAGUACACAAAGAUUCGAAAGCAAAGUUGUUAAUCUGUUAGACUUGUAUACGAAAUCGGAAUUGUUGGUAAGAAUUAUGGUGCUAAAAAGAAUGAGUAAUACCAGAAGAAUUGUUCUUGUGCUUUUAUUUUGGUAGAUACCUUGAUUAGUCAGUGUUUUUGUAUUGCAAGCUCAGAUUUUGUGGAAGUUUAGCUGCCCAUUAUCCUGUAUCACAUAAUUUGUCUUCCCAAUGUUCCUUCAAAUACGGACAACCGUGGGGGUGGUUGUUUUAGAGUUUAAUCUAAUGACCAUUGGGGGUAGCGUAUAUAUAUAAAUAUAUAUUCAUUUUUAAUGUUUAUUUUUAAUACAAGAAUAUGCUUUUUAUGAUAACAAGUAAAUGUUAGUGAGAAUAAGUGUGAAACCUGUCAUAUAUCAAACACUGUUAAUCAAUACAGGGUAAUGUUACAUGUGGCAAUUGUGGGAAUUUCCUAGAAAACUUCCCAUCCUGCAUUUUCCUAUCAUGUUUUAUCAGCUAAAGGAAGUUGUUUUUUGUACAAAAAUCCUGGAAUUCUGCAGAAAGAAAAAAGUAAUGUUUUGGUAAUAGAGAUUUGUGUACUGUUGUUGGAAAGUGUGAUAUGCAGUAACCAUUUCCAAAACUGCAUUGCAUGAGUUUGAUGUAGCAGGUUUCACAAUAAAUAGUGUACAGUGGCACAGUCAGUUAAUAAAUUUAAUGGAAGUUUUCAUUGGAACGUGUUUUGAUAACUGGAAAUAAACUUGCAUUGAAGUAACA